Molecule: messenger RNA, 994 nt
Organism: Saimiri boliviensis boliviensis (Bolivian squirrel monkey)
Lineage: Eukaryota; Metazoa; Chordata; Mammalia; Primates; Cebidae
Gene: CHCHD6
Product: coiled-coil-helix-coiled-coil-helix domain containing 6
Biological process (GO): DNA damage response; cristae formation
Cellular component (GO): MICOS complex; mitochondrion
Source: RefSeq, a predicted model, not a curated record
GGCCGCACGAGUCCUGGAAAGCGUUGUUGGCCCGGUUACUCCGGAGCCGGGUCCCAGGUCGGGUGGCUACCUGCUCGCCAGCAGCUCGCCAUGGGGAGUACGGAGAGCAGCGAGGGCCGUAGGGUGUCCUUCGGAGUGGACGAGGAGGAGCGGGUCCGGGUGCUGCAGGGCGUCCGGCUGUCUGAAAAUGUGGUGAACCGCAUGAAGGAGCCCAGCUCUCCACCCCCCACUCCUGCAUCUUCUACGUUUGGCCUUCCAGGUGGCAACUUGAGAGCCCCUCACAAAGAAUCCACAAUGCUCACGUCAGGGAGCAAUGGUGGCCAGCAGCCCUCAGGGGCGAAGGAGGGUGUCAAGAGGUAUGAACAGGAGCAUGCUGCUGUCCAGGAUAAGCUCUUCCAGGUGGCAAAGAAGGAAAGAGAGGCUGCCACAAAGCCCUCCAAGGCAUCCCUGCCCACAGGCGAAAGUAGCAUCGGUCAUGAGGAGCAGAAGUCAGUCCGGCUGGCCAGGGAGCUGGAGAGCAGAGAGGCAGAGCUAAGACGCCGUGACACCUUCUACAAGGAGCAGCUGGGGCGUAUUGAGAGGAAGAAUGCUGAGAUGUAUAAACUGUCUUCACAGCAAUUCCAUGAGGCAGCUUCGAAGAUGGAGAGCACAAUAAAGCCCCGCAGGGUGGAGCCCGUCUGCUCAGGGCUGCAGGCCCAGAUCCUCCAAUGCUACCGAGAUCGCCUACAUGAGGUGCUGCUGUGCUCAGACCUGGUCAAGGCAUACCAGCGCUGCGUGAGUGCCGCCCACAAGGGCUGAGGAGCAGACAUCAUUCCCUGUCCUGGCAGUGACUUGGAGCCCUGAAGAAGGGACCAAUCAUGGGACCACAGCCCACAGAGCCCUAGGCCACAACCACCGUGCCCUGCCACGUCCUGCUGAGCGGGGCUGCCAUGUGUUUAGGAGACAAAGUAUACGCUGCAGUCUGAAAACAAAUAAAGCAGACGCCUUUGUCUUC